Molecule: messenger RNA, 1657 nt
Organism: Myotis lucifugus (little brown bat)
Lineage: Eukaryota; Metazoa; Chordata; Mammalia; Chiroptera; Vespertilionidae
Product: complement factor H-like
Exons: 8
Source: RefSeq, a predicted model, not a curated record
AUCUCUCCUGUGGCAGGCCUCCCACAGUGCAAAAUGCCAUUAUACCAAACCAGAAGCCUAGGUAUCAACAUGGGGACACAGCACGUUAUGAAUGCAGGCACCCUUUGGGCCUCUUUGGGAAAGCAGUGGUGACCUGCUUCAGUGGGAAGUGGACAGACCCACCUGAGUGCAAGGCAAUGACUUGUCCUAGCCCACCCAGCUAUGACAACGCCAUCCUCCUGGGCCAGCCGAAGAACUCAUACAAGUCAGGAGAACAAGUGGCUUAUGGAUGUCCAGAACAUUACCAAAUGUAUGGAUCCAAUGUUGUAGAGUGUAGGGCCGGCACUUGGAUAGGAACCCCCACAUGCAAAGAUCUCUCCUGUGGCAGCCCUCCCACAGUGCAAAAUGCCUUCAUACCAAACCAGAAGGAUAGGUAUCGACAUGGGGACACAGCACAGUAUGAAUGCAGGCACCCUUUGGGCCUCUUCGGGAAAGCAGUGGUGACAUGUCUAAGUGGGAAGUGGACAGACCCACCUGAGUGCAAGGAUUCCACAGGAAAAUGUAAGGCCCCUCCUGCUAUUGACAAUGGAGACAUUACCACAUAUAUGUCACCAUUCUAUGCUUCGGGGUCUUCAGUGGAGUAUCAAUGCCAGGCCUACUAUGAACUUGAGGGAAACAGGAGAAUAAGUUGCCGUGAUGGACAGUGGUCUGAGCCACCCAAAUGCUUAGCAAUGACUUGUCCUAGCCCACCCAGCUAUGGCAACGCCAUCCUCCUGGGCCAGCCGAAGAACUCAUACAAGUCAGGAGAACACGUGGCUUACAGUUGUCCAGACUACUACCAAAUGUUUGGAUCCAAUGUUGUAGAAUGUAGGCACGGCACUUGGAUAGGAACACCCACAUGCAAAGAUCUCUCCUGUGGCAGGCCUCCCACAGUGCAAAGUGGCAUUAUACCAAACCAGAAGCCUAGGUAUCGACAUGGGGACACAGCACGUUAUGAAUGCAGGCACCCUUUGGGCCUCUUUGGGAAAGCAGUGGUGAAAUGCUUACGUGGGAAGUGGACAGACCCACCUGAGUGCAAGGAGUCCACAGGACAAUGUGGGCCCCCUCCUGCUAUUGACAAUGGAGACAUUACCACAUAUAUAUCACCAUUCUACGCUUCGGGGUCUUCAGUGGAGUAUCAAUGCCAGGCCUACUAUCAACUUGAGGGAAACAGGAGAAUAACGUGCCGUGAUGGACAGUGGUCUGAGCCACCCAAAUGCUUAAAUGCAUGUGUAAUAUCAGAAGAAAUCAUGAAAGAACAUAACAUACAGUUGAAAUGGUCAUAUGCAAAAAAAAUUUAUUCCGGAACAAAUGAUUAUGUUGAAUUUGUGUGUCGACCUCCCUAUCGUAGAGUGUCACCAGCAUCUGCAUUCCGAGCACAAUGUCUAGAAGGAAAAAUGGAGUUUCCCACUUGUGCAUAAUGAGAGCUGUGUGGCAGUUUUCACAUUAAAAUAUGUGCCUUCAUUCAGAAUUUUUAAUAUUAAUCUAAUCCUUCUCAAUUUAUUUUUCUAGUUGGGUGUAACUCACUUUUAUUCAUUAAUCACAAUUCCUUUUAAAUGCCAUGUGGAUGAUGUCAUUGUAAUCUGAGACCAACAGACCACUUCUCAUAAGCAUCUCAUUAAAAUGUGACAAAGCAACA